UCUGUAUCUCAGUAUCUGUAUCUUUCGGAAUGUAUUUGCCGGCACGCUUAAGUCUGCUCUGUGUGUUAUUCGCACUCGUCGCCGGUCAGCGAAGCAAAGCAAAGCAGUCAGAUCGUCCACAGGGACGCACUCUGGGAUUACUCUCGCCGCUGCUCUUCGGCACAGCUGGGCCCUUAUUCGAUGUGCCCAUUGCACCCGUUGGAGGAGGCAGCGUUGCUGGCAGUGGAACUGGAGGUGGCAGUGGCACACAGUCGGAUCAGUUUUAUGGUGGCGGCGGAGCAGGCGGCUACCCGAACAAUGGUUAUGGCAAUGGCUAUGGCAACGUCUACGGUUAUAGACCAGGCUAUAGCUAUGGAUAUCCAGCCCUAGGCUUAGGCUAUCCGGGUCUUGCUCAAGGCUUCUUUGGAUACCCUGGCUAUGGGUAUUACAGGCCCGCUUAUAACUAUUACAACUACCAGCGACCAGUGCAGUAUCCACAAAACUAUUAUGGAUCAAGGCCCAACUAUGGCAACUACAAUAACUUGGCGAGUGCAGUGCCCGCAGCCAGUGCCUCACAGACUGCUGCUGUUGCACCUGCCGCAGCUGCCGGAGCAGGCUCACAACUCAAUACCGCUCAGGCAGCUCAGUUAGCUGGACUUUUGGGACAGGCACUUGGCAGCAGCCUGCGUCCUUUGGUGGCCAACGGUGGCGCAGGAGCUGCUGCGACUGGAGCUGGAGCUGGCGUCAAUCCACAAGCCUUGAGUAGUUUGUUGGGUUUGCUUGGCUAGUAUUAUAAAACAAUGACGAAUCUUAUGCCAAAACUUCGCUUAAUGCUGCCGAGACGAGUGUUACUAGUUAGUCAUAGGAAUAACAAAGUAUUUAUAAUUUAAGCAUUGUUAAACUAAUUUUAA
Messenger RNA from Drosophila albomicans, 890 nucleotides. Its product is annotated as prisilkin-39. The coding region runs from base 30 to 767 and encodes 245 amino acids. The transcript has a single exon. The record is from RefSeq and is a predicted model, not a curated record. NCBI's taxonomy places the organism in Eukaryota, Metazoa, Arthropoda, Insecta, Diptera, Drosophilidae.